GUUGGACUUGGACUUAGGAGAUUGGGCACCUCGAAUCGUCCACAUCAAUAAACUCUCUUCGGAUCUUGUUUCUCUAUACUUGCUACUGAUUAUAUUGUGUGGAGUGUCGGAAUUGCCGUUGUCUAUCAUUGGUAUCAGAGCACUCUCCUGGCAUCUUCAUUGAUCGUCACAUCUCCGUAGCGGAAGAGGACACUUGGUGAUUCGCGAAGACACGAACGAACGAUCGCUGAGCAGAGCAGAGAACAAAGACGAACAGAACUGGAGGCCUUUGGUUCGCACAGACAUCUGGAGAAGCGUUCGAACCUGGAGAAGCAUUCGAACCUAGAGAUGAAAUCCGCGAUGAAAUCCGCGAUGAAGAACAUCGCUGCAUCCAGGGCGGCGUUAAAUGAACAACUUCAAACCUGGAGAAAAUCGGAAGGGGCAGAAGGUAAUUCCGAUCAGUGUCGCUCCAGAUUCUCUAGUUUGGGUCGCGAUAGCAGUAGAAGAUCUGUUCCGACGAGAAGAAAGGUAGAUUUACCUUUGUUUAACGGUGAAGGAGCCUAUAACUGGAUUAUACAAAUAGAGAGGUAUUUUCGGUUAAAUGACAUUGAAGAGGAAGAGAAGGUUGAAGCUUCUAGGGUUGCUAUGGAAGAUAGGGCUUUGAACUGGUUUCAUUCGUGGGAGUACCGGACUGAAGAAACUAACUGGGACACACUGAAGAAAUCUAUCAUUCGUAGAUUUCAACCUGAGUUGAUUUCUUCUCACAGUUCGAAAUCACGGACUUCAACAUCCGCCAGCGGUUCACGACCAAGUAAAACUCUAUCGAGAGAGGCUUCCCGUUCACAGAUGUCAUCCCAAACCGCUUCAGCGCCUUCACGAACAGUUUUGCUUAAUUUGCAGACCUCAUCUCUGACGCAGUCGCGAACAGUGUCUACCAGUUCACAGGUCUCAGUUCACAGAGCUCAGUGCGCUCAUCUCAGUUCGCAGGACUCACCGCAGGUUUCAUCGCAUAUUUCUGCUUCUCACAGUCCGCAAGUGAAGUCAGUUUCAUUCCCGCAGCAGUCGGUGAGUCAGCUACAACCUAACUCUGAAGAUACACUCAUCAUUGGUGAUGAGGAACGAGGGGAGAGAACUUCUGUGGUGAUUCAGUCCAUUGCCAUGGAAACUGAGAAAAUAGAAGAGGAUGAAUCAAAGUCUGAGAAAAAGGACAAAAUUGAAAUACCAAAUCAAAUUAGAUCUUCUGCAGGGUUUGUUAGUUUGAGCUAUGAUCAAGGUUAUUAUUCUGAGCAUCUGAAAGUUGCUGACAAGGUUGUUGUUGAAAAGCGAAUGCACCGUUCUCCUGUCACCGAAGAAGAAUUUGAGGCCCAUGGGUGUUCUGGGGUGGAUUAUAAACACUUAUUUGGUGGGGUGGUGAUGUACUGGAAUCCUUCUGAAAUGUCUGGGACCAGUUUUUUGCGCACUCCUUCACUUAGUUCAGAUGAUAGUAAAUGGGCAUGGCGAGUGGCAGAUAUGAACAAGGUUGUUGAUGACAGAGUUGACCUUGUUUCCUCUCACAGUAUUUCUUUUUGCUCUUCCUUUGAUCUUUUUGGCUCAGAAAUUAGUGAAUAUGUUAUAUCUGGAAGUAAAGUUCAUACUGGCAAGGUUGCACAGACAACUUGUGUGCAGCAGCAUCCAGAUAUUUCACUUCGGAUACAACCAAUUGAAAUGCUGGAAACACAGAUGCUGGAAGAUGCAAACUUUUGCAACAUAAGAGAACAUUCUGCCUCCAGGACCUUGUUACUACUUGCAGAGAAGAACAUGAAGAUGCAGCUUCAAGUACUGAAGCUAAAGAUCCAGAAUGCAAUGUUGUAUUGGGAAGGAAGAGGUGCUAGAAUGAAGUGCAAGUGGGAGAUCAUGGUUGAUUCCUAUCACCCACCUUGAGGACAAGGUGGUUGUUUAGGGGGAGAGUAUUGUUAGGAAUGGGCCUAUUAUUAGAAAUAAUAAUAAGUGUGCCUAUUAUUGUAGAUAAUAAUAAGUGGGCUUGUAUUAUAAAUAGAAAUACUAUAAAUAGAAGUCUGGAGUCUAAGAAUGCUAGGCUGUCAUUAGGUUGGACUUGGACUUUGGAGAUUGGGCAUCUCGAAUCGUCCAGUGCUUGUAUACGUUCUGUACUUCUUCGUCUACAUCAAUAAACUCUC
Messenger RNA from Cuscuta europaea, 2153 nucleotides. The record is from the annotation of a GenBank genome assembly. NCBI's taxonomy places the organism in Eukaryota, Viridiplantae, Streptophyta, Magnoliopsida, Solanales, Convolvulaceae.